GGUUUUCUAUGUUCUUUACCUUUGAUCAACGAGUCGAAGUGAACGUACUUUUCUUCUUAAGCGUGUAACACGUUUCGUGUCGUAAGACUUAAAGAAUGCGUUACGUGGCCGCUUAUCUUUUAGCAGCUUUAGGAGGAAAAGUUUCUCCUAGUCAAAACGAUAUUGAGAAAAUUUUGUCAUCCGUUGGGAUUGAAGCAGAUGGUGAAAAACUUAAAACAGUCAUUACAGAAUUAAAUGGAAAAUCAAUUGAUGAACUUAUUCGUCAAGGAUGUGAAAAAUUAUUAUCUAUGCCAGUUGGUGGUAGUGUAACUGUUAGUACAGAUGCAGCACCAGCUGGAGCUGCUGCUGCUCCAGUUGAGGAAAAGAAAGAAGAGAAAAAACCAGCAAAAGAGGAAUCUGAGUCAGAAGAUGAUGAUAUGGGUUUUGGUCUCUUUGAUUAAAACAAUCAAUGAUAUCUGUAUAAUAAA
Molecule: messenger RNA, 467 nt
Organism: Eufriesea mexicana
Lineage: Eukaryota; Metazoa; Arthropoda; Insecta; Hymenoptera; Apidae
Gene: RpLP2
Product: ribosomal protein LP2
Exons: 4
Coding region: 96-440 (114 amino acids)
Biological process (GO): cytoplasmic translational elongation
Cellular component (GO): cytosolic large ribosomal subunit; ribosome
Molecular function (GO): structural constituent of ribosome
Source: RefSeq, a predicted model, not a curated record